AUGGCAGAUUAAGAAAAGAACCUGGACCCUCCUCUAGAGUAGCCAGAUCAGGAAUAAUCUCUUUUAUAAAAUGCUUAAGAAAAUGGGCAAGUUUUUGAAAUUGAUGGUUAACAAUAAACUCAAAAAGAUUCAGAUGCUCAUCAGGCGGGACGAGUUCUUAAUAAUGUUAAACAUUAAGAUGAUCAUAAAAUGAUGAGGAGGGAUAUAAUAAAGAAGAAGAAAAAGAAGGAAAAGGAAAAUAAAUUGAUAUCAGCAAGAAGAUUAAAAAGGUUAUUGAGAAAAAAACCUAUAGAUAAAAUUAGAUUAGCUUAUUAGGCCUAUUUCUUUAUUGUAAGUAUUACUGUACUUGCUCUAAGUAUUUUAUCAUAUAGGGAUCAAACAGUUUAUUAAGUAGAUUACCAAUAGUUCAUUGACAAUGUAAAGUCAAAUGUUAUUGAUGAUAUAAGGUUUACUUAUACAAAUAAAAAUUGUAAGACUUAAUUUGGGAGCUCGGUAUGAAUUUUUGAUAACCAUAGUAUUAAUCAAUAUUUGAAUAUAAAUGGCCAGGUACUUAGAUAGGAUGUGAUUGUAGUAAGGGAUUUGAUUUCUCUUCUUUAACAGAUUAUAAUAUUGAUGCGUUUUUCAGUGAAUCUUUUAUGCUUGGUCGUAUUUGUAGUUAAUAUUUACUUUAAAAGAAUUGUAGUACAGUGAACGAACAAUAGUAGAAAAUCUUCAACUCUUGGAACGAUGGUAUUUUUGGAAGACGUAAGAUCUUAUAAGAUUAUAAUUAGCUUUUGUAUUAUGUGCUAGAAGAUAAAUUGGAAUUGAUUUACAAUCUAAUUAAUCUAAUUGUUAAUUAUAAAACAAAAUUACUUGUGGGAAUGGUGAUAAUAUAUUCUGUGUACCUUAAGAUAUGAGUUGUCCUAUAACAGAAAUAGGAUUUACUACUAAUUCAGAAUAUCAAAAUUUAAAAUAACAAAACAAUAGUAAUAAAGGAGAUAUUUUUGAUUUGGGAGCAGGAUUUUACUUUUAUUAUAUUAAAAAUACAUCUAGUUUACCACUUGUAGAAUUUAGAGUGACUGAAGGUGAUAAAGUAUGUAGAAGAAAUUCAGAUCAGAAUAUUUCACCAAAUAGAAUUGAUUAUCCUUUAAUGUUAUCAAGAAGAUAAUUAUGUGAGAAUAAUGAUCCACUUUUCUAAAUUAUUCAUUCGAUUGAUGAAGAAUAAUUUUAUCUUUCUAAUAAUGUAAUUUAUUUAUCUGAAAAAUUACCUUAUUUUAAUAUUGAUGCAAAAUUUAAUUGGACUCUUAAUGCUAAAACAUUUAUUCCUUGGUCUCCUUAAUGUCGAGGUGAAUUAUUUGACCAAGUAUUAUAAGAAGGAGAUACAUUACAUUAUGUAUACACAUCUUUAAGAGUCUAACUUGGUGUUACUAUUACUUAUUUUAUAGUUAUUGGUCUCAUUUUUAAUAUUGUAGGAACAAUGACUGCUUGCAAUUUCGCUUGGUCUUGUAUGGCAAGUAAUAAAUUCAUUUAUAUUAUUUAUAGCUCGUCCUGAAUCUUAAUAUAAUUAUAUAUUCUUUAUAGAAAUUGGAUUCAAAAUAUUAUUAUAAAUUGCUGAAAUCAUAGUAAUAAUAGUUUCUUUUGCUAUCAUAGAUGGGAAAAGAAAAAUAAUUAAAUAAAUUAAUGAUGAUGGAUGUGUAUCAGAUCCUGUUAGUGGCUAUUUCUUUACUAAUUUGGAAAGUGAUUUAACUAAAUUUGCUUGGUCUUACAAUCUAGCUAACUUAGUUAUAUUUGCUGUUACCCUUAUUCUUGAUCUUAUAAUAAUUAAACAUUCAAUUAAUAAAGGACAUCAUCAUGGAGCAAAAAAGCUGCAAGAAAAAGAAGAACAUUAAGAAUUAGAUGUUGGAUCACCUGGUGAAUCAGGAAAUUCAUAAUAGAUUAAAAGUGAUUUAAAACUCUAAGUCAAAGCAGAAGCUUUAUAAACUCCAUUUUGA
Molecule: messenger RNA, 1970 nt
Organism: Paramecium pentaurelia
Lineage: Eukaryota; Ciliophora; Oligohymenophorea; Peniculida; Parameciidae
Source: the annotation of a GenBank genome assembly